GAGCGUGAACCAAUCAGGUGGCGAGGCUGCUUAUAACUUGUUCGGGCAUGUUUAAUGAAUCUACACGUGCUGCUCAGGAAGGUAUGACCUCAAGACCAGGUUCAUUACUCAACGAUGGCAGAAUCGGUAAAAGGUAAUAAAAAGGACUCCUCACGGGGCGUUCUUGGCAACUACAGAUAUCUGUACAAGAAAUCGAUGUUGAUCAGUUCAGUGGAGAAUGCAAGAGUCAGGAAGAAGCCUCAGCAGAAGAUGGUCGUGCCACACAGCAAAAUGAAGAGAGUCCCAGAUGAAUCCCUGGAUGAAACCGAAUUGAUAAAGAAAGCUAAACUGAGUGACCCUGCAAUGGAGGGUCAAAGCCCUUUGAACUCUGAAAACAAAAGUGUUGAAGAAAUGGGACACGAGCCCUCGACGUCUGAGCUCGAACACAGUUUAAUCAGCGCCUUCAGAGACUGCUGGGAGGUGGACAGUGGUUUCUCCUCUGAAGCCAGCCCUCCAGUCAGCGGUCGCAAUUCUCCGUACCUCAGCUCACGUCCGACCUCGGUGGUGGCGUUGGACUGCGAGAUGGUGGGGACGGGGCCCGGCGGGCGGUGCAGCGAGCUGGCACGCUGCAGCAUCAUCGACUACCACGGCAACAUCCUGUACGACAAAUGCAUCAAACCGUGUCAGCCCGUCACGAACUUCAGGACUCGGUGGAGCGGCAUCCAGAAGCGGCAUCUCCGAAACGCCACGCCCUUCACUCAGGCCAGAGAAGAGAUCCUCAGAAUACUUGAAAACAGAGUGGUCGUGGGUCACUCCAUCUACAACGACUUUGAGGCACUGAACGUGGUCCACCCCGUUCACCUGGUCAGGGACACGUGCACAACACGUCUCCUGAGCCGACUGGCCGGAUUCCCCAGAGAACGCUACCCUUCCCUUAAAAUCUUGGCCAGUAAGCUGCUGAACAGGCAGAUACAGGCUGGGAGGAAAGGUCACUGUUCGGUGGAGGACGCUCGGGCUGCCCUCGAUCUCUACAAGCUGGUGGAGGGAGAGUGGGAGCUGGAGCUGCAGGACAAGCUGAGGGACGACGACGCUCCGCUUGAGCCGAGCUUCACCUCGUCGAACCACUACAUGCAGGACGAGUACUGGCCGGACGAUAUCGUUGCAGACAACCAGUGAAGCGCACCCACGACACUUUUCCUUUGAAAUGUCAAAGCGCCCCACUGCGUGGUGACAGAAGAACGAGUUCAGAUGAUGCCGUGAACGAAAAGUCCUGGACUUUGUCCGAACAAAUAUAUUGGGAGACCAAUAAAAUGUAUCGACCUUGUUCCACACGUAGAUGUAACUUGUUUAUCUGAGGAGGAAAGUGCUUUAAUAACUUAAAUAAGACACUAUAUUAGUUUUGUUCUUAAACUCAGAGGUGUAA
Nematolebias whitei (Rio pearlfish) is the source of this 1402-nucleotide messenger RNA. It is a transcript of the gene isg20, whose product is annotated as interferon stimulated exonuclease gene. Lineage: Eukaryota; Metazoa; Chordata; Actinopteri; Cyprinodontiformes; Rivulidae. The record is from RefSeq and is a predicted model, not a curated record. The coding region runs from base 115 to 1155 and encodes 346 amino acids. Gene Ontology annotation, molecular function: exonuclease activity; nucleic acid binding. The transcript has 4 exons. Gene Ontology annotation, cellular component: nucleus.